AUGCUCUUCGCUGUCUUAUGGUACACGCUCUUAUGUGUUGCCCUGAAUCAAGUUGCCUCGGGAGGGGGUUCGAAUUUGAUGACCGAUGAAGACAUAGCGAAUUUGACGCCAGCUACCCAUGCUGAGCGUGUCAAGGGAAGCAAAUGGGUUUUUGUGUCGGAACACUCGUUUGUUCUAGCCAUCUGGGCGAUGAAGGUUUGCAUGCUGGUGAUCUAUUUCCACCAAUGCUCGUCAUACCAGUACUAUGAGAUCAUCCAGGGCGCCAUCUCCAUUUCCGCCGAUAUCUUCAUGCUUGCUGUCGCCAUUCCGCUCCUGGUGCAAGUCCGCGUUCCUCUGAAGCAGAAAGUAAUCCUUCUCGCCCUCUUCGGCAUGGGAAUUUUUGUCAUUGUUGCGGCCAUCCUGAACAAAAUCUACUGUCUGGUUCCCUCGUUGAUCUCCUACGUCUACAUGAACUGGUAUUUCCGCGAAGCAACCGUCGCCGUUCUCGUCACCAACCUUCCUCUUGUUUGGUCUCUACUGCGCGAUGUGUUUCCCGCGCUCAAGAGCUGGACAGGUGGAUCCAAGAAAGGCACAGACCGGUAUCGGUCAGGACCUUGGACCAGCAAGGGAUCCGGGCUUCGGGCUUACGGACCCGCCAGUCAGUUACGGUCUGGGGAUUACAACAUGCAAGACUACACAAGCACAAGCACGGCUAUGCAUCAUCAGAAAGCGGUUUCUGAUGUCAGUGUCAACCAAAGUGAUGAGCGGGACCUGAGCGAUGAUGGGUCAGAUCGUGCUCUCCGAAUCCGACAAGACGUGACGGUGACGGUUGAGCGCGAGACCCGCCCACCAGAAUAUUGGGAUACCCACCAUGCGCAGAUCGCCAAUGGUCGUCCCCAACCUCAGCCCUGA
This is a messenger RNA of Aspergillus fumigatus Af293, 891 nucleotides long. The record is from RefSeq and is a predicted model, not a curated record. Lineage: Eukaryota; Fungi; Ascomycota; Eurotiomycetes; Eurotiales; Aspergillaceae.